UGUUUUUUUUUUCAUUAGUAAAGGAGCUUAAAUUGAAAUGGAAGAACAUACGAGAUACCUUCCGAAAGAAGUGUAUUAAAAAAUCUGGACAGGCUGCAAAAAAUGAAAAACCAUAUGUAUAUGCAAAUAUUUUACAGUUUUUAAGACCUACGAUGGAAAACAGAAGGACUGAAAGUAAUGUUCCCGAGAGUGAACCAGAAGAAGAUACCGAAGCAUCGGAUGUAGUGAAAAAUGUGGAUGAUCCUGAUGUCAGUGUAGUCGACUCGGAAGUAGAGACACCAAAAUCCCAAAAACGAAAGUUAAUCAAAAAACCAAAAAUGUCUUUUGAAGAUAACUUAUUAAAGUUGUUGGAAGCUAGAAAAGUUGAAGAUCCAGUAUCUUCUUUUCUUAUGUCGUUGGCGCCACAAAUCAAAUUGUUAAAUCAAGAAAAACAAAAUCAAAUUUUUAUUGAAUUCUUGCAGGUCGUACAAAAAGUUUCUUCCACAAGUCCUAGCCAAAAUACACACAUUACUCCAGCAAUAAAUAAUGUUAAUUCCUGGUCCAUACAACCUCCUAUCUCAACUUUCUAUGACCGUUCUUAUGACGCAUAUUCGACUGCAAUAAACCAUCGUCCUAAUCAUGUCAACAUAACACCGCCUUCAUCCUCAUCAACUUCAUUAGGACUAGGUGCUUACCAAUCGGCAUCGGUUGCUGCCAUGCCUCAGUACUAUAAUCAAAAUUCAACUCAAACAGUAGCUGCUCCUGUUUCUCCAUCGACAACACUCUUCACUUAUUCAAGCCUGAAUACUGACGAAUACGAAAACAAUAAAUAGAAUGUAAACUUCUGUAUGUUUUUUUUUAUAUUUAAAUUGUUUAUAAGCUUUUAAACU
Molecule: messenger RNA, 869 nt
Organism: Acyrthosiphon pisum (pea aphid)
Lineage: Eukaryota; Metazoa; Arthropoda; Insecta; Hemiptera; Aphididae
Exons: 2
Coding region: 153-812 (219 amino acids)
Molecular function (GO): DNA binding
Source: RefSeq, a predicted model, not a curated record